AUGACAGGGGACACGCCCAUGUCGCAGGACAGCGCCGCCGCCACCGCCUUUGCCGAUGCCUUUUUCAGCCAGGAUCUGACGGCCCGCGAUGCCGGGAUCGCCGAUGCGAUCGGCAAGGAACUGCGCCGCCAGCAGCAGGAGAUCGAACUGAUCGCCUCGGAAAACAUCGUCAGCCGCGCCGUGCUGGAAGCGCAGGGCUCGGUGAUGACCAACAAAUAUGCCGAGGGCUAUCCGGGCCGCCGCUACUAUGGCGGCUGUCAGUAUGUCGAUAUCGCCGAAAACCUGGCGAUCGAGCGGGCGACCGAACUGUUCGGCUGCGGCUUUGCCAACGUCCAGCCCAAUUCCGGCAGCCAGGCCAACCAGUCCGUCAUGCUCGCGCUGGCAGCGCCGGGCGACACGAUCCUCGGCAUGAGCCUCGAUGCCGGCGGUCACCUGACCCAUGGCGCUCGGCCCAACAUGUCGGGCAAAUGGUUCAACGCGAUCCAGUACGGCCUCGAUCUGGAAACCGGCCUGAUCGAUUAUGACCAGGUGGCGAAACUGGCCGAAGAGCACAAGCCGCGCCUGAUCAUUGCCGGCGGUUCGGCCUAUUCGCGGAUCAUCGAUUUCGCACGGUUCCGGGAAAUCGCAGAUUCGGUCGGCGCGCAUCUUUGGGUCGACAUGGCCCAUUUUGCGGGACUGGUCGCGGCGGGCAUCCAUCCCAGCCCCUUCCCGCAUGCCCAUGUGGCGACGACGACGACGCACAAGACGUUGCGCGGCCCGCGCGGCGGCAUGGUGCUGACCAAUGACGAGGCGAUCGCCAAGAAGAUCAAUUCCGCCGUCUUCCCCGGCCUUCAGGGCGGCCCGCUCAUGCACGUGAUCGCCGCAAAAGCCGUGGCCUUCGGCGAGGCGCUGCAACCCGAUUUCCAAGGCUAUAUGAGUGCGGUGGCCGAAAACGCCAAGGUCUUGGCCCAGACGGUGAUCGAGGGCGGCAUGCAGAUCGUCUCCGGCGGCACCGACACCCAUUUGAUGCUGGUCGACCUGCGGCCCAAGGGCGUCACCGGCAAGGCGGCAGAGGCCGCUCUCGGCCGGGCGUUCAUCACCUGCAACAAGAACGGUGUUCCGAACGAUCCCCAAAAGCCGACCAUCACCUCGGGCAUUCGCCUCGGCACGCCGGCGGCGACCACGCGCGGCUUCGGACCGGCCGAAUUCCGCCAGGUCGGCCAGAUGAUCGUGCGGAUCGUCGAUGGCCUGGCGCAGGCCGGCGAAGACGGCGACAAUUCCGGCAUCGAGAGCGCGGUCAAGCAGGAGCCGAGCGCGUUGCGCUGCCCGUUCUGUCACACUGAAAACACGGCCGUCAAAGACAGCCGUCCCGCCGAGGACGGCACCGUCAUCCGGAGGCGCCGUGUCUGCGCCGACUGCGGCGGGCGCUUCACCACCUUCGAGCGGGUGCAGUUGCGCGAACUGUUCGUCGUCAAGAAGAACGGCCGCAAGGUUCCGUUCGACCGCGACAAGCUGGCACGCUCCUUCGAGGUCGCGCUGCGCAAGCGGCCUGUCGACCCCGAACGCGUCGAGCGCGCCGUCUCGGCCAUCGUGCGCCAGCUUGAAAGCUCCGGCGAGCAGGACGUCCACGCCGACGAGAUCGGCACGAUGGUGAUGGAAGCGCUCAAGCGCAUGGACGAGGUCGCCUUCGUGCGCUUUGCCUCGGUCUACAAGGAUUUCCGCGAUCCGCAGGACUUCAAGGAUCUGCUGGGCGAUGACCAAAGCCUGACGGUGGAUGACCGCCGGUUUCUCGAUGCGGCGUUGCGGCUUGCCCGGCGCCAUCUGGGCCAAACGGGAACCAACCCGUCCGUCGCCACGCUGAUCGUCAACGACGGCGCCAUCGUCGGCCGCGGGAUCACGGCCCCUGGCGGGCGGCCCCAUGCCGAGACCAUCGCGCUGGACGAGGCGGGUGCGGCGGCGCGCGGCGCCACCGCCUAUGUCACGCUCGAGCCCUGCGCUCAUCAUGGCCGCACGCCGCCCUGCGCCGAGGCGCUCGUCUCCGCCGGCGUGACGCGCGUCAUCGCCGCCGUCUCGGACCCCGACGACCGCGUGGCGGGCAAAGGCUAUGCCAUCCUGCGCGCCGCUGGGAUCGAGGUUCUGGCCGAUUGCGAUCCGGUCGGCGCGCGCGACGUGCUGGGCGCCUAUCUGACCCGGUCGUCGAAAAAGCGCGCACAGGUGACCCUCAAACUGGCCGUCUCCGCCGACGGCAUGGUCGGACGGCACGGCGCAGGUCAGGUCGCAAUCACCGGCCCGGUCGCCCGGGCGCAGUCGCACAUAAUGCGUGCCGAACAUGACGCGAUUCUCGUCGGCAUCGGGACGGUCCUUGAAGACGAUCCGGAGCUGACCUGCCGGCUGGAAGGCCUCGAGGACAGAUCGCCCCGCCGCAUCGUGCUCGACAGCCAUGCCCGCCUGCCGGUCGAAUCGCGUCUCGUUGCAACGGCGGGGCGGGCGCCGGUCCAUGUCGCAACCCUCCAUCCGCAGUCCGAACGGGCGCGGGCCCUCGUCGAAAAGGGCGUUCGGAUCAUCGCCGGCGAAAGCCACGACAGCCGCAUCGCGCUGCCCGAACUGCUCGAAGACCUUGCCGCGAUCGGUGUCGCGAGCGUCCUCGUCGAGGGCGGGGCAGAGGUUGCAGACGCCUUCCUGCGCGAAGGGCUCGCCGACCGCAUCGCGCUUUUUGAAAGCAAUGUUGUCGUCGGCGAAGGUGGCAUUGCCGCCCCGUUCUCGAGCGGUCGUCUGCCGGACGGAUUUGCGAUCCGGCGCCGCGCGGUCUAUGGCCCCGACCGGUUCAUGCUGCUGGAGCGCCAGGACUGA
Messenger RNA from Effrenium voratum, 2829 nucleotides. The record is from the annotation of a GenBank genome assembly. Lineage: Eukaryota; Dinophyceae; Suessiales; Symbiodiniaceae.